AGGGAAAGGUAUUUGAAGAGCCAUCAAAAAACUAGGAAUAUUGUGAAUAUGAAUUUCCUUUCAAAGACUUUCAGUUCUCUUACAGGGACCUCGAUUCCUUACACAUUUAAAGAGAAGGAAGUUGAUCCACGUCUGGGGAUCUUCCCUGAUAGUGCCUCAGUAUGGACAAUUUAUAAAGGUCUUAAUCCAAAAAACGACAACACACCAGUAACCAUCUUUGAAUUUAAUCUCAGAGACUCUGCAAAUGCUGAUUUAGAACCACUUGCAAGAAAUUGCUUCCGUAAGAGUAAAUUACUCAAAUUACCAGGUGUCAUUUCUGUUAUUGAUUACAUUGAAGAUGAAAGUUAUUUAUAUAUUAUUACUGAACCAGUGGUCCCCUUAUAUCGGUACUUACAAGUCAAUGAUGGCAAGGUUUCUACCGAUAGUAAAGUGUGUGGUAUUUACGAAAUUGGUCAAACUUUGCUGCUCAUUAAUUCCAAAUGUAAUAGUUUACAUGGUAAUCUUGGAUUAUUUAGUUCAGUAUUUGUAACACCAUCUGGUGAUUGGAAACUUUUCGGGUUUGAACUUUUAACUAACUUAACUUCUGAUCCAGAUCAGCCAAUCUACAGAUUCCUGAACAUUCAACAAGGUUUCAAUUGUACCUUACCAGAAGAUGGACUUGAUUCAGUGAGACAAUUCCCACUCAAAUUGGAUUCCUUUAAAUUUGGAUCAUUUAUUUAUUCGGUAUUUAACAUACAUCAUAUGAAAUCCCUUGGAGUUAAAGUGACGCAAUCUGAAUUAAAUUCCAUGGUUAACAUCCCCAGACAAUUAACGGUUGCUUGUAAGCGGUUAGUGGGGGCUAAGCUUGGGCUUAGACCAACUGUUGAAAAAUUUAUGCUGGAUACUGAAUCAUAUUUUGAACGCAAUAAACUUAUCAUAUUCAGUCAUGAAUUAAAUGAAAUUAAAUUCAAAAGUGAAGUAGAAAAGCUUGAAUUCUUUAAAACUUAUUUAAGUAAUUUCAUUUCUGAAGAAGAUGUGAAUUCAUUCCCUCCAGGUUUCCUUGAACAUAAGGUACUUUCAGAACUUCUUUCCCAGUAUGAAAAUAUUCAAAAACAAAAGGUGACUAUUUCCUCCACUCCAGAAGAAGUUCAAUCCCGUCAAGAAACUACUUCUGUAUUAUUGAACUAUAUUCUUAAGUUUGGGGUUGCUAUACAAGAAAGUAACUUCACCAAAUUAAUUAAACCAAUUAUUUUCCAAGCCUUCACUCUACCAGAUAGAUCUAUAAGAUUAACUUUACUUAAUCAUUUGACCCAAUAUGCACCCAUGCUUACUGAAUCAGAUGUCCAACUGAACAUAUUCACUCCACUUCUUUCUGGAUUUCAAGAUACUAAUUUUACUAUUAGAGAAACAACACUUCGGUCGAUCACCACUAUUAUUGACAAGGUUUCUGUGAAACAAGUCAAUCAAGAAUUACUUAAAGUAUUGGCUAAAUCUCAAAUGGAUCCAAAACCAUCCAUUAGAACUAAUACAUUAGUAUUGAUCAUCAAAAUUUCAAGUAAGAUUUACAAUACUUCUAAGAAUAAUGUUUUGAUUACUGCUUUAUCGAAAUCAUUAAGAGAUACUUUCACCCCAUGUAAAAUGAUGGCAUUAUCCGGGUUUGAAAGUUUGAUCGACGAAUUCUCUUUAAAUGAAAUCUGUGGGAAGAUUUUAGGACAUAUUGCUAUUUCAUUAAUGGAUCCACAAUCAUUUAAGGUUAGAACUGAAGCAAGAAGAAUUUUCGAGUUAUAUUUAAAAUCAGUUGAAGAACACGCAUCGUCAUUGCCAAAAGUUGAAGAUGACGAGGAAGCAGAAGAAAAGGCCUUUUUCGCCAAAUUUGCACCUCAACAACUGGAAGAAGAAAAAUCCAACCCGACGGAAUCACGAGAAUGGAACCUUGACUUUGCAUUUGCAAAGUUUGGUAUGUCAAAUUCUGGUAAAUUGAAUGAUGAGUUUAAUGUUUCUACUCCAGAUUUAACAAGAAUAACUACACCUACAACUGAACGAAUCCCAACUGUUAAAGUACCAAAGUCUGCUAUUGCUCAAAAUAAUUGGAACGAUGACUUUGAUGUUGACGACAGCUGGGGAGGUGACGAUGAAGUAGUUGAAAAGGUUGUAGCACGUCCUAAAAAGGCAAGUUCAAUGAAAUUGGGCUCAAAAAAAACGAUUGUGAAACCCGCUAAAACGGUUGGAAAUGCCUUAAAAUUGGAUUUGAAAGUUCAAGAAGAUGAAGAUGAAAAUUGGGAUGGAGAUUGGUAAACUAUCUAUUAAGGUAUAAUAAUAAAUAUUUAAUCGUAUAUUACAGAUUUUUGCUAAUAAACUAUGAUAUCG
Molecule: messenger RNA, 2346 nt
Organism: [Candida] anglica
Lineage: Eukaryota; Fungi; Ascomycota; Pichiomycetes; Serinales; Debaryomycetaceae
Source: the annotation of a GenBank genome assembly